Musa acuminata AAA Group (dessert banana) is the source of this 969-nucleotide messenger RNA. Its product is annotated as GTP-binding protein SAR1A-like. The record is from RefSeq and is a predicted model, not a curated record. Gene Ontology annotation, molecular function: GTPase activity; GTP binding. NCBI's taxonomy places the organism in Eukaryota, Viridiplantae, Streptophyta, Magnoliopsida, Zingiberales, Musaceae. The transcript has 3 exons. Gene Ontology annotation, cellular component: endoplasmic reticulum exit site; COPII vesicle coat. The coding region runs from base 162 to 743 and encodes 193 amino acids. Gene Ontology annotation, biological process: membrane organization; intracellular protein transport; endoplasmic reticulum to Golgi vesicle-mediated transport.
GAUAACGUCUGCUUAGUCUCCCGCCCCUACCCGACCCCCCCUCUUUCGGCGAUCAGAUCGGUGGUGACGGAUCGUAAACGAUUCCGAUCGCCAGAUCCCAUCUUCUCGGCAGGGUUCCCGGAGAGAUUCGAUAGAUCUGGUCGCCGGCCCGUCCGCCCGCGAUGUUUCUUUUCGAUUGGUUCUACGGAGUUCUCGCCUCACUUGGGUUGUGGCAGAAGGAGGCCAAGAUCCUGUUCCUGGGGCUCGAUAAUUCCGGGAAGACGACGCUGCUUCAUAUGCUCAAGGACGAGCGACUGGUUCAGCACCAGCCAACGCAGCACCCGACAUCGGAGGAGCUGAGCAUCGGGAAUAUCAAGUUCAAGGCGUUUGAUCUGGGAGGUCAUCAGAUCGCACGGCGCGUGUGGAAGGAUUACUUCGCUAAGGUGGACGCAGUGGUAUAUCUAGUGGACGCAUGGGACAAGGAGAGGUUUGCAGAGUCCAAGAAGGAACUGGAUGCGCUCCUCAUUGACGAUGCCUUGGCAAAUGUCCCGUUCCUCGUCCUGGGGAACAAGAUCGACAUCCCACAUGCGGCAUCUGAGGAGGAGUUGUGCUUCCACCUAGGCCUGCACCACUUCAUAACCGGGAAGGGCAAGGUUAAAAUUACCGACCCCAAUGUCCGCCCCGUUGAGGUCUUCAUGUGCAGCAUCGUGCGCAAGAUGGGUUACGGUGAUGGCUUCAAAUGGCUUUCGCAAUACAUAAAAUAGGACCCUAUUUUGAUGUGGCUCAACCUGUCAUUUGAUUUUGGAUUUUAGUGGGAUGCAGUGCAUGGCCAUCCUGAUGUUUUCCAUUCGUUUCGCAUAGUACACAGACAAAGACAGGAUUACAUCUUCCCCUUCGAGCUAUAGUUCCUCAUGUGAUGCUCGAUUUUUUGUUGCUACAACUUGAUCUGUUACAGUUUCUCAUGAGCAAUUUAUACUUGGAUUGAUCUCU